ACAUGCGGUGUAGCCGCCAUGUUCAGGCGACUGUGUCUGUUUAAUUACAGUAAAGGCAUGCUGGCGCAUGGCUUCACUGUGAUGAAAAAGACACAGUAGACUAGACCAGGGGUCUGAAACUCAAACGCAGCAAGGGACCAGUCAAAUACAUGUAUAUCAGACGCGGGCCGUAUCAAUAUUAUUCGGAAAACCGAAACAUACUGUAAUAAAAAUAGGCUCUAACAAAAGCCUUUUUGUUGCCAUGCCUUUACGACUAACGUAAAAGCAGUUAGACGUUUGAAUUUUUUCUGUUUUAAUCCCCGCAAGAUGUUAAAAACAUUGAGUUUUAGAAAAGGAACCGGAUACGAAGCUUUAACGGGUCGGAUGGCAGCCAGUUUGCGAUCUCUGCAGUCGACAGAUCCAAAUAAUACCGCAGAGUUCGAUUUAUUAGAGUAAUAAAUUAGGGAUAAUAUUUACAAAACGGUAACGAUUUUGAAAAUUUUAAAUAAACAAAUAAUUUAAAACUUAAUAAUUUUCUCACGAGAUGGCUCUAUAUGUCGACUUAUUUUGAAAGGGACUUUACAAAAUUUGUUUAUUGAAGUAAUGAGUAGAAUUUAUUUCGUACAAAAUAUUUCGCGUCGUGUUUCCUGUUAUAAUUUUGAAUGUUUUUCUUCUGGAAAACGUGGACUUUCAUCGGAAAGGAAAUUGAAUGAAAAUCUAGAAAAUGAAGAGAUUGAAAAUCCUCCCAGAAUCACUGGCUCUAAUUGGAUAUCCCCACCUCACCCUGUUUCUAAUCUUCGCUUAAUUCAUUUUUUUAUUCCAAAGAAUGAAUUAACGGCUGUUAGAGAAUAUCGUGAAAAAGUAGAAGAAGUACAAAUAUGGAAUCAGCAGUAUUGGGAAAGGCAUAAUAGCGAAUAUUUAAAAUUAAAAGAUGAAUUUACAAAAGAUAAGUUGAAAGAAGUAAGACAAAUUGAGAAAGACAGGCAGGUUCUAACUGCUAGUGAAAUGGCUAUUUUUUAUAGAAAAUUCUUAAAUGAUAAUCACAAAAAGCAUAUGAGAUACAAUAGAGAAUGGUACAAGAAAAAUGUAGGACUACUAUGGUGGGCUUUCAGAGCUAAUUUAUCUAAAUGAUAACAGAAAUUAAUUCAUUUCAAACCAUGAAAAAUUUAUUUUAUUAUAUAUAGAAGACAACUACAAAUCAACUUUUUCUAGUGUAAAAAUCCCUCCAGGUUAUACAUGCAUCAUGAGGAGACAAUUAGAGAAAUAAAGAAGCUUUCAAAUGUAAAGUUCUCUAGUUAUGUUUAAUACAUUUGUUAAAGAAGCUUUAAAGUGCAAUUUUUUAAUUAGUUUUA
Molecule: messenger RNA, 1331 nt
Organism: Centruroides sculpturatus (bark scorpion)
Lineage: Eukaryota; Metazoa; Arthropoda; Arachnida; Scorpiones; Buthidae
Gene: Coa8
Product: APOPT family protein CBG23705, mitochondrial-like
Exons: 5
Coding region: 583-1110 (175 amino acids)
Biological process (GO): intrinsic apoptotic signaling pathway
Cellular component (GO): mitochondrion
Source: RefSeq, a predicted model, not a curated record